Pseudo-nitzschia multistriata is the source of this 1676-nucleotide messenger RNA. Lineage: Eukaryota; Bacillariophyta; Bacillariophyceae; Bacillariales; Bacillariaceae. The record is from the annotation of a GenBank genome assembly.
GGAACGAAACGAGAGUUGGUUGAAUGCCGAAGGGCAGCGCUCCGCACGGCGGCACGGCGUAGACCAGCGUUCCAGCACUACGAGUACGGUGCCGUAGGAUACCGUUUCCGUUCCCCCGUUUCGCACCAUCGCACGCCUCUGCUCCGCACCAGCUGCAGCACCAAUACCAAUACCAACACCAACACGACACCAACACCCUUGUAACAACCCUAACCCACGUACAGAAACACGAACCAAACCACACGGCGAAGAGGAUCAGAUYYAAGAUGAUGGCCUCUCGAUUACCAACAAUGGUGAGUUAGGAAAGAGCUUCAGGCCAACGGAAUCGGCGGAAAGAGAGAGAAGAACCGAUCGAUGGCAAGGAGAAGAAGUGCCGAUGCCCACCCCUAGCGACGAUGCGCGCAGAACGGAAUCCCGCGGAAUCCUCGAGAGUCUSUGGAACCUGACGCUUGGGAUGGAUUGGUUGCGAUUCUCUGUGUGUCUGCGUAACAGUCUGCGUAACAGUCUGCGUGUGCCUUUGUGCGUUUCUGUGUCUCCCUCUUACCAAGCUCGGUUGCAUUCGUUUCCCCGUUUGCCUUUGUCUCGGCCCCCUUUCGGAAUCGCCSUUCCRUUYYGUUCCGUGCUGUYCYGUGCUGCGCUGCAUCGCACCGCUCCGACAGUUCCGGAAGAACGGACUCCCCGCCGCGGCGGCCGCCUUUGCCGCUGCCUCGGCGGCCUCGGCAAGCGUCACCCUGCUGGACGAGGAAGACGUCGUCCACGCCCCGCACUACCCCUGGCGGCACCAGGGCUACUUCUCGUCCUUCGACCACGCGGCCCUCCGCCGGGGCUACCAGGUCUACCGCGAGGUCUGCGCCUCGUGCCACUCGCUGCACUACAUCCGGUUUCGCGAGCUCGUCGGGGUCACCCACACGAAGGAGGAGGUGAAGCAGAUGGCCAUGGACGUGGACGUUCUCGACGGCCCGAACGACCAGGGCGAGAUGUUCGAGCGGCCCGGAAAGCCCUACGACGUGAUCCCCUCGCCCUACCCCAACAAGGAGGCCGGCCGGGCGGCCAACGGGGGUGCCUACCCUCCCGACCUGAGCCUGAUGGUCAAGGCCCGGCACAACGGGGCCGACUACGUCUUUGCCCUCCUGACCGGCUACUGCGAUCCCCCGGCCGGAAAGGAGAUGAUGCCCGGCCUCCACUACAACCCCUACUUUCCCGGGGGCGCCAUCUCCAUGCCACCCCCGCUCAACGACGGCGGCGUCGAGUACGAGGACGGAACCGAGGCCACCAUCUCCCAGCAGGCCCGCGACAUUGCCCAGUUCCUCAGCUGGACGGCCGAGCCGGAGUCGGAGGAACGGAAAAAGAACGCCUGCAAGUACAUGGUCGUCCUGGCCUUUAUGGCCCUGAGCGUCGGCUACUACAAGCGCUGGAAGUGGGCCCCGCUCAAGACGAGACAGAUCGCCUACGUGAAGGGCGUCGGGGGAGCCCCGCACUAGCUCUCGUGUGGAAGAGGGACGGCGUGCGCGGGGACCGGUGGCGACGGAACGACACGGAUCGGAACGACGCGGAUCUGUCUCGAAGCGGAGCGAACCGGAUCCGAUCGGAUCGCAACAAAAAAAAACGAUGCCGUACGGCACGAAACGUCCAAAGAGGACGAACAAAAAAGUCCACAAUACAGUACUUAGAAACGU